Messenger RNA from Parnassius apollo (apollo), 744 nucleotides. NCBI's taxonomy places the organism in Eukaryota, Metazoa, Arthropoda, Insecta, Lepidoptera, Papilionidae. The record is from the annotation of a GenBank genome assembly.
AUGAAUACUGAAAUACUUAUUGCCGAGAUUCUUGCUAGGCCAGCUAUUUGGCAGUCUAGCCACCCACAGCAUAAAUUCAAACACGUAGUUAAAAGAUUAUGGGAAGAAAUAAAAAUAAAAUUUUCAGAAUAUAAAGUGAGUGAUCUGAAAAAGAAAUGGAAGAACCUGAGGGACACGUAUAGUAAAGAAUUAAAGAAAAUACCUAAAUCCCGGUCGGGCGAUUCAUUUUCGAAUUAUGAACCAGCCUGGAAAUACUUCACGCUACUAGGAUUUUUGAAAGAUGAAUACAUGCAUUUAACCGCCGAAUCAAACUUAGAUGUAGGGGACAGUGAAAUAAUCGAUUCCGGAGACGAUGAUGAUAUAUCUGUUGAAGUUUUAUUAAAUGAAGUAAGGUCACCACCUUCUCCUACUCGUACAUCUUCACCGAUGGAACCCUCUACAUCAAGUUCAAAAAGAAAGCGACAAAAUAUACAAGAUAUUCGAGCAGAAUAUUUAGAGAUUGAGAAAAAAAAACCAAAAAUAUUAGAAAACGAUAUCUCUAGAAAUAUACCUGUUGACAGUGAAAACAAAACCGGUGAUUACUAUUUUUUAAUGAGUAUUUUGCCUGAAAUGGAAAAACUGCCUACUAUACAAAAAAUCAGGUUGAGAAAUAAAAUUAACCAGGCUCUUUUAGACGAACUAACUUAUGGGCUACAUGGUUACCCUUCUCAACCAAACCAACUAAAUAAUUCUAAUAACGAAUAG